AAAAUGUACUGGAGAAGAAAAUUUUUAAAGAGAAUAAAGAAAGCAUAGAAGAGAGAAAAGAACAAUGUGCUUCUGCUUUUUCUAUAGACUCUCUGAUGGUAGAAAUGCCAUUUGUCAACAUAGAUAUUGAAGAUGAAUUUGCCAUACGUUCAACCUCUGAAGUAAAUAUAAAAAAGAAAAGAAAGAGGACUACUGGAAGAGAAAAUGAAGAAGAUAGUGAGAGAAAGAAGAAAAAGAAAAAACAAUCUCAGCCAAAUUAUUUCAUUUCUAUUCCAAUUACUAAUCCAGAGAUUACUAGCGGUGUUCAGGCUGUCCAAGACACAGUAAUACAAAAGGAUCACAGGCUUUCCAAAGCAAUGGUUCACUGUGGGUCGUUGCAUGUCACACUGUUGGUGAUGCAUUUAUCCAGUAAAGAAGAAGUUAGCACAGCAGUUGGUGCUCUUUCAGACAGCAAAGACUUGGUAGAAGAUCUCCUAAAAGGAAAAACUGUGGAUUUGUCUUUUCAAGGAAUUGAUCACUUCAAAAAUGAAGUUGGAUUUGUGAAGUUGGCAGAAAGUGAUCAUACGGCUAUACUUAUGGAAAUAGCAGAGACUAUAAAGACAAUAUUUCAAGAAAAGGGCAUCUUGGCAGGAGAAGACAGAGCUUUUAAACCCCAUCUGACCUUCAUGAAGCUGUCCAAAUCACCAAAGCUACGUAAGCAGGUGAAAAAAAUUGAUCCAAGCCUGUAUGAAAAAUUUAAAAGCCAUUAUUUUGGAGAUGAAAUUCUGCACCGCCUAGAUCUUUGCUCCAUGCUGAAAAAAAAGCAACCCAAUGGUUACUACUACUGUGAGUCCUCUGUCAUUCUUGGUGAAAAACAUGCAGCAGAGCCAGAUGAUGCAGAGCUGGUGAGUCUCAGCAAAAGGCUGGUGGAGAAUGCAGUGCUCAAGGCUGUACAGCAAUAUUUAGAAGAAACUCAAAACAAAAGCAAACAGACUGAUGGAAGCCCUGUGAAAACAGAAGAAGCAGCUAGUGGCAGUAAGAGUGAAAAUGAAAAUGAUAACAGCAAGUGAACACUCUGCAAAAGCCCAGGAGCAAAUAGCCUACCAAAAAUAACUACAAAAACAUGUUCCAGCUCCCUCCUGCAAUUUGCUAAGUGGUGCUGGCUGACAGGCAUUCUGCUUUGUGAGUGUCUUAUCAAAAGUUUGUUCUGAACCGAAGGACACUGCCAACCGCUUUGAUUAAGGGUUUGCAUUGCUGAAAAUCUGUUGAAUACUGGGAGAGACGAACAAUGGAAAAAGACAGAAAUGGUGAAACUCCAGUGUUCACUGGCUCUUACUACCAGGUCUCUUUCUUGCUUUUGGAGAGAAACUGAACCCUUUGUGUUUGCCUUUCGGACUGUAAUGAAUGGCCAUGGAAGAGGCCUUGCUGUAAGUGGAAACAAUGCCCUCUGCCUUGUUUGGCAUUGCCACAGGGCUGCUUACUCAACGUGAAAGCACAUUCUGUUUCAAAGUCAACAGCAGUCAAUCCUAAGCUAAAAAUUACCACUACAGAUAUUCGUCACAGAUACUAUUACACAGUAUGUAAUAUAGCGGGAAUUUCUUUUAAAUGUGACACUGUAUUGUUCUUUACUUUUUGGUAGCGUUUGUUCAAAUAAAUUAUAUUUUUUUGACAAAGUACUACCUUUUAUACAUAAUAAAUAUGUGCAAAAUUCUUAGCAAUUAAUACUGUACAAAACAGAUAUGUACUCUUUCUAUAUGUACAUUAAUGAUUCUAAAUGGCAUUAGUUAUUAUAAAAUGUAUUAUAUUGUUCUUUUCCUCUAGGAAAGAAUCAUGAAGCAGACUUAGUAAAGGAAGCUUUGCACAGAGAAACACAGGCCCUGUUAUCCAAACUGAAUCAGAUAAAGAAGCUGU
Messenger RNA from Struthio camelus australis, 1890 nucleotides. The record is from RefSeq and is a predicted model, not a curated record. Lineage: Eukaryota; Metazoa; Chordata; Aves; Struthioniformes; Struthionidae.